This is a messenger RNA of Nematostella vectensis (starlet sea anemone), 2161 nucleotides long. Its product is annotated as 3-methyl-2-oxobutanoate dehydrogenase [lipoamide] kinase, mitochondrial. Gene Ontology annotation, molecular function: pyruvate dehydrogenase (acetyl-transferring) kinase activity. NCBI's taxonomy places the organism in Eukaryota, Metazoa, Cnidaria, Anthozoa, Actiniaria, Edwardsiidae. The transcript is spliced from 10 exons. Gene Ontology annotation, cellular component: mitochondrion. Gene Ontology annotation, biological process: regulation of glucose metabolic process; protein phosphorylation. The record is from RefSeq and is a predicted model, not a curated record. The coding region runs from base 326 to 1555 and encodes 409 amino acids.
CAAUGUCCUUGUUUUGUGUUGUUGUGCUUCGGGCCGCUAGAGCGCGUGGACUUUGCUGUUAUAUGUAACAGCGUUUUCUUCAUACUGUGCCAAAUAUCACGAGCCUAGAAGCCAUCAUGUAAAACCACGGACCCGUUUGUUUGCUUUGUUCAAGCAAGUGUUAUUUUACCGCUCGUUCCUUUCAAAUGGUUGUACAAGAAACAUUGAUUCAAAGGCCAAGGGUACAACGGCAAGAGCCAAUCCGUAAUUAACCAGUAAAGAAGACUUGCUUUAGUUAGUUUUUUUUUUUAUUUGAAAUUGAGAAUCUGAGAAUUUUGCAAGGACAAUGAGAACUCUAAUGUUAUCGAGAUCGUGGCUGGAUGGCGGAGGAUUUCGUUUGCUGUAUUCUGCGAAGCCGGGCCAUUUGCGAUGUGGAUUAUCGAGUAUGUCUAUGUAUGGGUCACAGACUCAAGUUUGGAGCCAUGUUAAACAAAACACUUUGGACGAAUACGCCUCAAAGUCAUCCAUUCGUUUGACACCCUAUCAGAUGCUAUACGCUGGCAAAUUCAAAGAUGGAACCCAUUUGUUGAAAAGUGCUCAAUACCUACAUAAAGAACUGCCUAUCAGGAUAGCAAGACGCUUGAAGGACUUUCAGCAGUUACCGUACAUCAUUCUCUCCAACCCCUCAAUUCAUGACACAUAUGAGCUCUACCUGCGAGCUUUCACAUCGCUGACAAAAUACCCAAAGAUUGAUAACCUGGAAAGUGAAGAGCGCUUCAGUCACCUCGUCAAAAACUUGCUUGACAACCAUCAGCAUGUUGUCACAAAUUUGGCUGAAGGUUUCCAAGAAUGCAAACAGCAUGUCUCAUAUGAGACCAUGGGCAAUUUUCUGGACCGCACCUUGAAGUCUAGACUUGGAAUCAGAAUGCUUGCCGAGCAUCACUUGGCACUCAGAUUUGAGAAGCCAAAUUACAUUGGUAUAAUCUGCACACAACUGAGCCUGAAACAGGUCAUUGAGAGAUCGUCUGAUUUUGCCAGACAAAUUUGUGAGCAUCUGUACGGUGUUGCACCUGGAGUAAUAGUGAAUGGUCAUACCAAGGCAAUGUUCCCAUACAUCCCUUCCCCCCUAGAGUACAUCUUGCAGGAACUUAUCAAGAAUGCGAUGAGAGCAAGUGUUGAAUACCAUGGAAAACAGUUGAUGGAAGUCCCUAACAUCGUAGUGACAACAUGCACCAACGAUACAGACUUCUAUGUCAGGAUAUCUGACAGAGGAGGUGGAAUACCCGAAAAUAAGCUCAAAGAUAUCUUUAAGUACUCCUUUACCACCAUGGGAGACCGCAGUCAGAUCCGGCCCUCUGACGGCCUGGGUGUGUUUGACGACAUCUGCCAAGGUCACCCUAACAACUCCCCAAGUGGUGGUCCCAUGGCUGGCUGGGGCUUUGGUCUACCAACAUCUCGCGCUUAUUCCACAUAUCUGGGUGGCUCCCUCCAAGUACAGACGAUGGAAGGGUUAGGCACUGAUGUGUACCUAAGAUUAAGGCACAUCACAGGGAACCAAGAGAGCUUCCGUAUUUAGCUCGUAGUUAGACGUUAUAGAUAUAAAUAGCUGCUAUUGUACAUACUGGAAAUAUAGAGAAUGAAAGGAGAGCAGUACGCUCCCUUCCAUGGCAUGCAAACAUAUCAAAAAUCUCUACGCAAAGUCAGAGUAAGAAUUAAAUAAACCCUUCCGUCCUUCCUUUGUAAAAUACAGCUUUUAGUUUAAAAUGGUUGUAUACUUAAGAUUUGCAUUUUAUCAGCUAUUAGAGUGGUUUUUAUUUAACCGUGAAAAAGUUUCUGGAAUUGAAACACAAUAAAGAGUAAUAAGCUAGAGUGUAGUACACGGGUUAAUGAAAAUGACUAAUGCCGAGCGUUAGUGACUUGAUUUACUAUUUAAUUACAUUUUCUUAUAGACUAAUAAAAAAUAUGAGAAUAUAUCCAAGAGGGGGAAUACCUGGUAUAAUAAACAUGAUCAAUUAUUUUCAUAUUUUACAGCUUAUGCUAAAAUGUGAAAAAGGAUUUUGGUUAUAUAUAAGACAUUUCAUGUAAUCAAAAUUAAGAAAGAAGAAAAUUAUUGCCUGAAAAGGUUAUUGAACAACCAAUUCAGUGUAGAUUGCCAAAUACAAAAUAAAACAACUUUAUUAUA